This is a messenger RNA of Trematomus bernacchii (emerald rockcod), 3657 nucleotides long. Its product is annotated as neural cell adhesion molecule 2-like. Gene Ontology annotation, cellular component: plasma membrane; axon. Gene Ontology annotation, biological process: axon guidance; homophilic cell-cell adhesion; dendrite self-avoidance. Gene Ontology annotation, molecular function: cell-cell adhesion mediator activity. The transcript is spliced from 15 exons. The record is from RefSeq and is a predicted model, not a curated record. Lineage: Eukaryota; Metazoa; Chordata; Actinopteri; Perciformes; Nototheniidae. The coding region runs from base 71 to 2275 and encodes 734 amino acids.
AGCGAUUGGCGAGCCGGUGAGGUUGGAGUGGUUCAGUCCUCAGGGCGAGCGCAUCCUUCCCUCCAAGCGGAUGGCUCUUCACUCUGAAACGUCACGAUCCAGACUCAUCAUCUACAACGCCAUCAUCGAGGACGCGGGGAUCUACCGCUGCCAGGCCACGGACGCUAAUGGACACACGGAGGAGGCCUCGGUGGUGCUGGAGAUCUACCAGAGGCUCACGUUUCGAGACGUUCAGUCGCCGCAGGAGUUUCGUCACGGAGAGACGGCGGAGGUGGUCUGCGACGUGAUCAGCUCCCCGGUGCCCGUGGUGGUGUGGUACUACCAGGACAAGGAGAUCACCGAGGAGCACCACAGCAGGUUUCAGGUGCUGCCGAACAACAACCUUCAGAUCCAUCAGGUGACCAAAGCGGACGAGGGUGUGUAUCGCUGCGAGGCGAGCGUCGAGGCCCGCGGAGAAAUCGACUUUGUGGACAUCGCCAUGGUCGUCAACGUCCCUCCGGUGCUCUCGGUGUUUCAGCCGGCCUUCAACGCCACCGCUGACUACCAGGAAUCAGUGACCUUCACCUGCAUGACCUCUGGAUCACCUGACCCUCUGGUCACAUGGCACAGGAAAGGGCAGCAGCUGGAGCCUUCGGAGCAGUAUAUUAUCGCCCGUCUGGAGGGAGGACGGAGCAUGUUGACGAUCCGUAACAUCCGCCAGGGAGACGGAGGAACCUACACCUGCAGAGCCACCAACAAGGCGGGGUCUCAGGAGAGGGAGAUCUUCCUCAAAGUGUUCGUCCAGCCCCACAUCACGCAGCUGAAGAACGUGACGGCGGUGGAGGGCAGCGCCGCCAUGAUCUCAUGCGGGGCGGAGGGCGAGCCGCUGCCCGACAUCUCCUGGAGGAGAGCGAGCGACGGGAAGGCCUUCACGGACGGAGACAAGAGUCAGGAUGGACGCUUUGAGGUGCGCGGACGUCACGGGAAGUCGGUGUUGACCAUCAGCGGCGUGAAGCUCACAGAUUUGGGUCGCUUUGACUGUGAGGCGCUGAGCCGGAUCGGAGGCCAUCAGAAGAGCAUGUUCCUGGAUAUAGAGUAUAUCCCAAAGCUCCUGAGCAACCACACCAUCUUCUACUCGUGGGAGGGCAACGCGGUGAACAUCAGCUGCGACGUGAUGUCCAACCCUCCGGCCACCAUGCUGUGGAGGAGAGAGAGGUUCACCAUCUCUGCAGAGGGCACGACCAACACCAGGGUGCACAGCGCCGAGGGCAAGUCUGUGCUGGAGGUGACUCCGAUGUCCGACAGAGACUUUGGACGCUACAACUGCACGGCGAGGAACAACAUCGGGGUUCGAUACCAGGAGUUCAUUCUGGCGCAGGCAGACGUCCCAUCCAAUCCGUACUCGGUGCGUCUCUCAGCUGUUUCCCAGCGUUUAGCCACCGUCACCUUCAUGAAACCAGACUCCCAUGGAGGCGUUCCCAUCAGCUUCUACCUGGUCCAGUACAAAGACGUGGGGUCUCAGGAGUGGAAGGACGUGAAGUCUCACAGCAUCCAGACGACGGUGGUUCUGACGGCGCUGGAGCCCAACACCACCUACGAGGUCCGAGUGGCAGCCGUCAACGGGAAGGGUCAGGGAGAGUUCAGCCACACGGAGAGCUUCCAGACUCUUCCCAUCCGAGAGCCCAGUCCUCCGGCGGUCCACGGGCAGAGAGGGAUGGGUAAGGCCUACAGGCUGGGUCUGGUGAAGCAGGACGACGGAGGGAUGCCCAUCGUGGAAUACAUCGUCAAGUACAGGACCGAUAAAGAAGAGCAGUGGAUGACCAAGCUAGUCCCGGGAAUGAAUGAUUUCGCCAUGUUGCAGCCGCUGCAGUGGAACACCAGAUAUGAAGUGGAAAUAACGGCACGAAACGUCAAGGGUCUGUCGGAGCCCAGCUUCUAUCAGUUCUUCAUGCCACAGAAACCUGACAUUACAGCAGAAUCCCUGUUCAGCGGCCUGGGGCUGGGCACGGUGGUGGGGCUGGGCCUGGGGGCGCUGCUGGUCCUCCUGGUGCUGGUGGACGUGGGCUGCUUCUUCCUACGUCACUGCGGCCUCCUGAUGUGCAUCACACGCUCCGUCUGCAGCAAGAAGACCUCCACCAGCGGCAAGGGGAAGGAGAUCGAGGAGGGGAAAGCCGCCUACCUGAAACUACCGCUGAAGGAAGAAAAUGGAAAAGAGUCUCUCAAGCCGGAUAUGAUUGAAAUCAAAGUGCACGGUGACAACUUCAUCCACACAAAGCUCGACGACAGCAAAGCGUAAAAAGAGGGGGUGGCGACCAAAAGAACAUUCGGAUCACAAGACCAAAACCCAGAGAAAAAAGUGGAGUAAAACACCAUAUCUGUUUAUAACAAUGCCCCAGUGACAGGCAUGUGUAAAUACAAAUAAUAGGGAGAAAAUAGCGAGGAAGGGUCAACCUUUUUAGACACCCUGAGUGAUAAAUGUAUCAUGUUCUUAAAAAACAUGGCGAAGGCUGUCAAUGAUUGUAUUUUGUUGGUAUCAUAAGUACGUUUUGUUUUACAGCCCAUAUAAGACUACCAUAAGUAAAUUAUGCAUCCCUCUUUAUGACUUCUUACACAAUGCUCCUGCUUUUUAGUUUUCUCACAGCGAGUGCAUUGUUCGACCCUCACCGCGGGAUUAUUAUUAUUAUUAUUUAAUCGCCUGUUUCCAUGCCUGAGUGUUAGACUACAGCAGCCUUUGUAUGCCUUGUGAUAGCCCGGCAAUGUGUGCGGCAAACGCUGAGGCAUUGUGUUUCCAGCUAGCUAAAAUGGGGUUUGAUUGGUUCAGGUAAAUGUUACAGGAGGCAUUUGUUCCUCUACAUUUCAAACAGGACCUAGGGGGUUAAUUAUUAUGAUGAAUUUGGUCUUUAUAUUUCAGGAAUAAUGCUUUCUGAAGGGCUAAGAGCACACUGUUAGCAAAGCCUUUUAUAUUGACACUGGAUGUUUUGUUCAUGUUCAAACAGCGUUGAAAGUAUCCUGGCGUCAUGUAAUAGUUGCUGGGUGAAUGUUAAGGCAUGGGAACAAACGAGAAAAAGGUCUGCUGACGAGAAAUACAUCGACAUGUUGAUUUUUUAUAUUGAUUUCUUUAUUCAUUCCUGUCUCAGAUCUGCCUCCAUUUUUGAGAAAAAUACUUUUGGUUGUCGGUCUGAUCCGCUACUCUCUCUGAUGUUGUCAUGUGUUGUACAUAGGUGGAAAAAAAAGAAUAUUUUACAGAGCUUUUAUGUAAAUAUACCCUAAAUGAUGUGUCUUUUUUCAAAAUGCAACAGGUAUGGCUUUUUUUGUGAACGCCCCUCAGAUGAAAAAGCUGUUUUAUUGUUUAUUUUCUUCCUCUGUUGUGCUUUUGGUCAGAAGUUCAGUGAUGGUAUAAUAUUGCUUUUUCAAGUCAUUUGCUUUCCAUGUCCUAAGGCUAUUUCAAUGGAGACAGUAAUUACGGCAUUAGUGUGCCUUCUCUAUUUUCGUUUCCCCCCCCCCCCCUUCGUGGCCCAAUGCCUCUUCAAAUGAGUUUUUCAUCGUGCUGCUUUGUCACCACAGAAUGUGUCAGAAGAUUGCAUUUUAUUGUGGUGCUGUGAAUUCUGGGAAAUGUAGUCUUAGGAUUGUGGAUUGUAGUUGACGACACUGGACUGAAACGGACGAGGUUAACUACCU